CCGCCGAGCACGGCUGAGGUUGAUGGCGAACACGAAGCCGGUUCGUCUAUCUAGCAGUCACAGAACCACGGGCGCUCCAUAGUCGAGUCGCCAUAGCUGCCCCGCUUCCUAGGCGUGCUCUCUCGAAUCUAGACCAUACCUAGUCCGGACCAUCGCGAGCUUGCAAUGGGUGCGCCAUCGCCGCUUACAUGACACGAACACGGCCGUAGUCCGCUGGCCCUUGCAAGGGGCGUGCUGCCGCUGCCGCGCUCCCUCGCUCCCUGACCAGUACCUGGGAUUGGGUCUACAUGCAUUGCGGCUAUAUCUCAGCCAUACGCGCAUGCGGUGUUUUGCUUCCUAGCAGUCCGAAUCUCUCUCGCUACUCCGUCGCCCCGAUUCUGCCCCUUCGACCGCGAAGAUGGGUUUCAUCGCACGAAAGAAGGCUGCCCUCAACGACUGGGUUUCAAACUCGUUCGUGGGCUGGUUCUUUCAUCUCGAUGGUUCGGGCCAUCCCAAUGCGAUCAAAAAUGCCCGCUUCACCACCGAGAUUAAGGCUGGACUGAUCACGUUUCUGACAAUGGCCUACAUCAUCGAUGUCAAUGCCUCCAUUCUUGCCGACAGCGGAGUUACAUGUGUUUGCAACAAUCCCACGGAUAAAUUCUGCUUUACAGACGAGCCUUAUAUCCAAUGCGUCCUCCAGGCCGAACGCGAUCUGAUUACAGCCACCUCUGCCAUCUCAGCGUUCAGCACGUUCCUCAUGGGCAUAAUGGCCAACCUGCCUGUCGCACUGGCGCCCGCUCUUGGUUUAAAUGCAUAUAUUACCUACCAAAUGGUUGGCUACCACGGCACAGGUCCCAUCAGCUACAAUGUAGCCAUGACAUCCGUUUUUGUUGAAGGCCUCAUCUUCGUUGUUUUGUCACUCACUGGAAUCCGACAGUGGCUCAACAGACUGAUACCCGCCUCGAUCAAACACGCGUGUGGCGGUGGCAUAGGCCUGUUCCUCGCUUUGCUUGGUCUUUCGUAUGCCACGGGUUUGGGUGCGGUCACAGGUGCCAAAGUCACGCCUCUUGAGCUGGGUGGCUGCCCGUACGAAUAUCUUGAUCCAGCCACGGGCUCCUGUCUUUCGCACAAGGCGAGCAAUCCCACCAUGUGGCUUGGAGUCCUUGCCGGUGGUAUCCUGACUGCCGUCCUGAUGACGCACCGGGUCCGAGGUGCCAUGAUCAUAGGAAUUCUUGUGGUAGCCAUCUGCUCCUGGCCCCGCGAUACAUCACUGACCUACUUUCCCCGUACAACCGAAGGAGACGGUCGGUUUGACUACUUCAAGAACGUAGUCAAGCUCCCCACAAUCCAGAGCACGCUUGUUGUACAGCAGUGGGACCUGUCAAACGAGGGCUGGCAUUUUGCUUUGGCUGUCUUUACUAUGCUUUACGUCGACAUCCUGAGCGCGACAGGUGCUUUGUACUCCAUGGCACGCUAUGCUGGCCUUGUCGACCCCGAAACCGGUGACUUUCCGCGGAGCACCCUCGCAUAUACCGCUGACGCCAUCUCUGUCACACUCGGCUCUCUCCUUGGGGUGUCCCCAACUACGGUCUUUGUCGAAUCGGGCACUGGAAUCCAGGCAGGAGGUAGAACUGGGUUAGCCGCAAUGGCAACGGCCCUUUGCUUCGUGGUCUCUCUCUUCUUCAGCCCCAUCUUUGCUUCGAUCCCUCCGUGGGCUACGGGCGGCGCGCUGGUUCUUAUUGGAUGUAUGAUGAUGCGUGGCGUGGGAUCUAUCAACUGGAACUACUCUGGUGACGCUAUCCCGGCCUUUGUAACGAUGAUUUUCAUGCCCUUUUCAUACUCGCUUGCCUACGGUCUCAUUGCAGGCAUCCUAUGCUACGUCCUAAUUAAUACCUCCAGCUGGGCGAUUGGCUUAGUCUCUGGCGGGCGAUGGCUUCCUCCUGAUUAUGAUGACAGGGAGUACUGGUGUCUCCUUCCUGAUGCGCGCCACGAACGUCCUUGGAUAUUCCGCGCGUUUAUGGGUGAGCGUCAUUUCUGGAAAAACGAAGAGCAGGAUUCGUUUGAGCUAGCUUCCACGGAAUGCCAGUUUGAAACAACGGUCCAGGGGAGGAAGGUUUAA
Messenger RNA from Exserohilum turcica Et28A, 2098 nucleotides. RefSeq lists its product as uncharacterized. Gene Ontology annotation, cellular component: plasma membrane. The record is from RefSeq and is a predicted model, not a curated record. The transcript is spliced from 6 exons. Gene Ontology annotation, biological process: transmembrane transport. Bases 398 to 2098 code for a protein of 566 amino acids. Lineage: Eukaryota; Fungi; Ascomycota; Dothideomycetes; Pleosporales; Pleosporaceae. Gene Ontology annotation, molecular function: purine nucleobase transmembrane transporter activity.